Molecule: messenger RNA, 447 nt
Organism: Serendipita indica DSM 11827
Lineage: Eukaryota; Fungi; Basidiomycota; Agaricomycetes; Sebacinales; Serendipitaceae
Source: the annotation of a GenBank genome assembly
AUGAAUGCAUGGAAGAAUACCCAUCUACCUUCUACUGUCAUCCAGUCCGAACGACCCGAGGAUCUUUUGCCAUUUCUCGGACUGACUCUCAGUGAAUUUAGUUUACCGCCAGAGGUGACAGCAUAUUCCUUGCACACGAGCAAAUCCGCAGUCGAAUGGGGUAAAGAACGGGCAUCGUUCGUACAGCCUGGUGUAAUUGAAAACGUUCGAAAGAUCACGGACCAUCACAUUAUGAGACUCGGUGGCGAACCUCAGCAAGAGAUGCAAGCAAUCGACCUGAUCUCCUCAAGCACGGAAAUACCCGCACCGAAGGGGUUCCUCUCUCCAGAUGCUGGGAGAAGCUCGAACCGUUCGCCCAGUUCCGAAGCUUUUGCACACUACGGACCUAUAUACGACAGAUCCGCAAUUCUCCGACUAGCGAGAAGCCUGGACCCAUGGCUGGAUUAG